AUGGAUCUAACGCGAAGCUGCCAACAAGAAACUCUGCAAUUCUGUAGCAGAUGCCAGGAAUUUUAUGGAAGCCCACAAAAUCAUGACCUGUGUUCAAAGUGCUAUCAAGAUUUUCUCAAAGAAAAGACAGCCAAAACUGCAGAAAAACUAUGCUUCAAGAAAACAACUGCUUCCCCCUCCUCCUCCAGCCCUUCAGUUUCAACUAACCCGUUAACCGAUUGUUUUUUAACUAAUGCCAUGAAUGAACUUACAAAUAAUGAAACUACUCCUCUCCCAAUUGUGAAAAACAGAUGUAAAUCUUGUAACAAGAAGGUUGGAUUGACAGGGUUUGGUUGUAAAUGUGGGGGAAGUUUUUGUGGGAUGCAUAGAUAUCCAGAGGCACAUGCAUGCAAGUUUGAUUUCAAGACUCCGGCUAGGGCUGUUCUGAUGAAGGAAAAUCCAGUCUGUAAAGGAGAUAAACUCAUGGAUAGGUUUCUCCCACCAUCAAUGGCUUUGGAAUGGGUUGUUCUAGGCUACGUUGCGGGAGCAAAGGCGAUCAUGGUCCUCCUUCUAACCCUUCCGGGCAUCGACCCGCUUCGUAAGGGACUGAUUAGCGUCACUCGAAGCAAACUGAAGCCGUUCAUGUCCGUCGUACCAUUUUGUCUCUUCCUGUUAAUGGAUAUUUACCGGAAGUACGAGCAUCGACCCAUUUGCGAGUCUGAUUCUUGCUCCCCAUCUGACAUCUCCGCCACCAGAAAUCCAUCAUGA
Molecule: messenger RNA, 747 nt
Organism: Fraxinus pennsylvanica
Lineage: Eukaryota; Viridiplantae; Streptophyta; Magnoliopsida; Lamiales; Oleaceae
Source: the annotation of a GenBank genome assembly